Messenger RNA from Cherax quadricarinatus, 4634 nucleotides. Lineage: Eukaryota; Metazoa; Arthropoda; Malacostraca; Decapoda; Parastacidae. The record is from RefSeq and is a predicted model, not a curated record.
UAAUUGGCUGCUGCUCGUUUCUGUAGGGAAAUGGUGAUGAGGUUCAACACAUCGAGGGCCGCGACAGGGAUGCGUGUUCCUGUGGAAGCCAUAAUGGGUACUUAAAGCAAUGGAUGAACAAGAAUUUGACGAGAUACUGACCUAUCUCUCAAAGAGCAAAUACCCAGAGAACAUCAAGAGCAAAGACAGCCGCAGCAACUGGCGAAAGAAGUGUCGACCAUUUACGUACUGUAAGGACCAGCUCUAUUACAACCAUAAGAAGUAUGGGGCGCUUGAAGCAGUACGGGGCGUCAAGGAUAAAAGAAAAAUAAUUGAAUCUAACCACUUACAGCCAGAGGGCGGCGCUCCGGCCAUAGAACUUAAAAAAAUCAGCACCAACUACUACUGGAAAGUCAAAUAGCAAAAGAUGUUAUGAUAUGUCAAGAUAGAAUGUCAAACCUGUACUGAACAAGGUAAUCAGCAAAAUAAUUCGUUGCGACAUGCCAGCACAGCUCAAGCAGAAUCUGAUGGAGGACUCUAUCUAAAGUCAACGGAGAAAAUUGUAGAUAAGGCCAUUGAGCAGAUAGGACUAGAUGUAAUUGGUAAUAUUUUAGAACCCAGUGUUCCGUCUCCCCAGGAACCUGUAUGUAGUGUAUUUAAAUGUGAAACUGCUGUACCACAGCAAACUAUGCAACAGCCAUUAGUGCUCAGAGAUCACAUUAUGGCACACUGUGGUCUUGAUGUUAUUGGAACACUGAGUGAAACACACAAGGGAAAAAGAUAUAUUGUCAUAUUGACAGACUGUGUGACAAAGUGGGUAGAAGCACUGGCAGUAUCUGAAUUUACAACAGACACUGUUGGAAAUUUCCUAGCUGAAACUAUAUGCCGUCACGGGUCCAUUGAAGAAAUAAUGACGAAACACAAUCAUGAUGAAUUUUGUGCUUGGUUAACAGAAAAAAUUGUGUACAACAAUGCAGGCCAUUCUUACGGAAUAUCUGCUCUACUCCUUUCAAAUCAAAACGGGUAUCCUGAACCACUUGUUAUAAUUCUCCUUUGUGUGGCUGCCUUGAUCAAAUACAGCAAUCAAAAUCAGUAUUACUGGGAUAUUUACUUACAUCAUGUAAUUUUAGCAUAUAGAACAUUUCAUCAAAAAAAUACUCCUGGCUCCCCAUUUAAACUUUUAUAUGAUAGACCAACUCGUCUUCCAGUGUUAGACACGCCUCAGUCAGCCAGUGAUAAUUAUUCAGAUGAACAGGAUGCUCUCAUAGACCAUAUGAUCAAUUACAUUAAGGUAUUGUCCUGUCCCACUCAUCAACAGCCUCUUGGUAUACAUAACCAACACAGUGACAGGUUGACUCCACCUUACCUUACGCCUAAUAACAUAUCUACACCCAUACCAUCGUCUACAUCAAAUGCAACCGCUCACCAGCCACAUCAGUCAACACAGGCUUUAAGCUCUUUUACGCAUGCAGUUCAAGUUAAUAAUCAAAUAAACACUAAUCUUCCCCUAACAACUCUAGGGACAUGCCUUCAACCAUCACACAGUAAUGCAACAGUCCACACUAUUCAAAGUAAUAGUAUGACAGCCCAAGCUAUCUCAGCCAAUACCAUGGCAACACAUACAAUUUCAGGAAAUAGCGUAAGUACGCAUAACAUUCAAGGUAACUUAACAGCUCAUACCAUCUCAGCAAACAGUGGAGCUUCACAUAGCAUUCCCAGCAACAGUCAUAUCAUAUCAACUCCAGCAGUCACCCAAGUUGCCAGUCAUGUCAUAACUCCACAUGUGACCGUUGCUCAGUCCACAGCCGUCCAAACUCCCACAAAUAUGACCACUCAGACCACUAGUGAUGCUCACUCAGGACACAUGGUCAUGAUACACACAGACGGGAAGGCUUAUACAGAAUCAUUCUAUGUGAUUUGUCCACAGUGAUUUAACACUUUGACCUCAGGGAGAAUAAUAGUGAGGUUUCAUAAAAUAUACAGAUAUGCAAUUAGAUUUCUUAUAUCUCUUCUCCAUUUCCUGUAUUUAUUUUAUUAUUUACUCUAUAUUACUGUAGGAGUGUAUAAUAUUCUUCAUCUUUGCAGAAAUUUCUCAAUCCAGUUAUAAUCAUCACCCUGUAUAAAAUACUGCCUACCUCCAAAAAACAGUCAGGUGAAAAUAAAACUUAUCCCUUUCUACAUUAUUUUGAUGUCUUGGCACAAGUUUUAUAUUUACAUAUUACAAGAUAUUUGGGCUCCCAUUCUCAAGUGAAGAAAAGGGGGGAAUGGGGUGAAUGGUGUUCACUAGACAACUUUAUUUCACUAUUUUUUAAAUGAAAUUACAUCAUAUCUGUACCCUGUACAUCAAUUGUAUUUGUUUUUAACUAGUUAGCCUAAUGUCUCCUUACACUGCUUAAAAAGGAUCCACAAAGUCUGGUCUUGGUACAUUUUUCUGCAACACUUCAAUAUAUGUACAGCUGAACAGCAUCUCUCUCUCUCUCAUGCAGGUACUCCCUCACAGUAUCCCUCUCACACAAGUAAUUUUACAGCAUCUCUUGUAUAGGUAUUGUCUCAGUGCAUCCCUUUCACCCAGGUAUUUCCUCAGGACACUCCUCUUGAAUAUGUACUCCCUCAGGACAGCCAUCAUAUUCCACAGUGUUAUAUGGCUCUCAUUCAAUCUGCCAUUUCCAUUCAUUCAUUCCGCUUGACUAUGCCAGCUUCAUGCCAGUUCUAUAAUUAAUUAUUUUUAUCAUUAUUAUUAAUACUGUUAUCUUUUUAACAUUGCAUUUUCUCAUUGAGGUAGAGUGACCUCCUAAAAAAAGGGGGGGAAAGUCAUUCACUGCUGAUAUUUCAGUUCAGGUGACCCUCUAAACUGUAACAACCUCACCCGUCCUACAGUGUGUGGGAACUGCACUUCCCACCUCUGUGACUCAAGUCUGGCUAACCAGUUUCCCUGAAUCCCUUCAUGUUUCUUUGCUGGCACUUCAAUAGCAUGUCUAGCCAUAAAAAUUAUCUGUCUCCACUUCAAUCUUGAUUCCCUCCUUCCAGCCCUUAUUGAGUUGUUCCCUAACCUUCCACCCCAGAUUUAUAAACCCUCUCAGUCACCCUAUUCUGCCCCAUCUUUUUUUUCAAUACCUAAACCACCUCAACAACCCUUCCUCAGUCUCUGAAUUAUACUUGUGAUAACUCCACACUAUCUUCUAAUCUCCAAACUCCUAAUUGCCUGCAUAAUACUCACCACACAAAAAAAUUGCUAAUGCAUCUCCACUGCCUCCAGUCUCCGCCUCACCGCAAAGUUUAAAACCCAUGCCUCACACGCAUACAACAGUGUCGGUACCACUAUACUCUGAUAUAUUCCCCAUUUUUGCCUCCAUCAACUUUCUUCUUUCCAUAGAUACUUCAACACCACCAAUCUUCUUCUCUUGUCUACUCUGUGAUUCAUUUUGUCUUUCAAAGCUGCAUUUGUCGACAUGUCCACUCUAAAAUGUCCAAAUACAUUCACUUCCUCCAUAUUCCCUCCAAUCUGAUUUUCAUUUUCUAGACAUUUUGUUACUCCCAUCACCUUGCUAUUUUCUAUGUUCACUUAAUUUCCUUCUUUUACAUACCCUUCAAAAUUCCUCCACCAAUCUUUGCAAAGUUCUUCAGAAUCUCCCAAAAGGUGUCAUCAGCAAAGAGCAACUGUGACAAUUCCCACUUUCAUUAUCUUAAUCCCAUACCUCUUCUCAAAACCCUAAGAUUCACUGUUUUUAUAACCUUAUUUAUAAGUAUGUUAACCAACCAUGAUAUUAUAUUAACAAUAUAUGGCAAACUCUUAUGGAUCAUACAGUGAAGAGGUGGGUAAAGUUGAAUGGGCUGGGGAUAGCAAAGUUGAGGGUUAGUAAAGGUGUAAAAUCAACAUCAUGGUUAAUGCUAUAGAUUAGUAUCUUUUAAAGUCAUAGAGGGAGUUUGCAUUAAGCAAGUCUCUUGGUGAAUGGGAAGGAUUGGAUUUGAGAAUGACCUGACAAAUCUGGGAUAGUAGGCCUGCAAAAGUGUUUCUCUUAAAUCAUUCAUAAACCUAAUUUUCCACAAGAGUGUAUCACUAAUCCAUUAAUAUUAAAUACUCACUUCAACAACAAAUAUUCACUUCCUACCUCAACUUGACCUCAAGUCAACAUCUCUUCGGCUUCUACCUCAUGCCUAAUCCCUCUAGAUAAACCCUUUACUUCUAACAAACUCCUCAGAUUGGAUUCUUUUAACUUAAUCUUGUGUAUGCAUCUGCAUCAACUGUCAUAAGCUUUCUCUAAUUUACAUGAAGAUUAUGAAAAAUAUGUAAAUACAAUUCAAAAUAGGUAGACCACAUGUCAACAGAUUUGUAUAUUUAUACUUUUACAUAUAGUUAAUUUGAUUCUUAUCUUAUUUCAAGUAGAAAUAUAGGGUGGGAAUAAACUGUUUUAAUUUCUAUUUCUAGAUAAGCAUUUUAGAGAGUUCUGCAGAGCUCACUGUAAAAUACAUUAAUGUACAUAGUAAAGUUAAAUAGGCUUAAAGGUUCUCAUUUAUAUAAUGAAGUUAAAAUUAUGCAAUUAUUUUGUAGGUAACCUAAGGCAAAGUUAUUUCUACGAAAGAAAAUUUGUAUUAUGUGAUAUUUGCUUGUGAUAAAUGGUGGCAAGCUAGCCAAAAAUAUACAUUCUUUACAAGUG